GGAGGAGGAGGUGGAGGUGGUGGAGGAGGAGGAGAUGGGAGGAGGGACUGAGAACCGAGACGAGAGGACUGACGUGAAGACGGUGGAGGAGGCAGGAGACGGGGAGAUGCAGGAGGCUCAGGACGAUCCGCUACGCAAAUACAUGCUGAUGGUGAUGCAGGGGAGAGAGAGGGAGAGAGAGCAGAACAUGAAUAGAGACGAGUCUGAGAACCAGAGUCCUGAACCGAUAGUGUUGUCUGACCACAAGGACGACAGCAUGGCCGCGGUUUCCCACGACGACGCCGAUGACGAGUUUUGGUGAUGGAUGAUUCGUCAGUUUGAUGCUUUUAUUAUUUUUUACCGUGUGAGUGUGUGUGUGUGUGUGUGUGUGUGCGCGUGUUUGAAUUUACAAUUGUUGAAAUAAUAGGACUAUAAAAUAUUUUAGAAUUUCUUUUCUAACAUCGUUUAUUAGAGGUUUUGUACUAAUUAUAUGUCUGUAUUUAUUUAUUUAUUUAUUAGAAUUUAGCUUUUCCAAAUAAACCUGCUGUCAUAUUA
Molecule: messenger RNA, 534 nt
Organism: Ictalurus furcatus (blue catfish)
Lineage: Eukaryota; Metazoa; Chordata; Actinopteri; Siluriformes; Ictaluridae
Product: centriole and centriolar satellite protein ofd1-like
Exons: 3
Coding region: 35-301 (88 amino acids)
Source: RefSeq, a predicted model, not a curated record